Molecule: messenger RNA, 486 nt
Organism: Rhodotorula graminis WP1
Lineage: Eukaryota; Fungi; Basidiomycota; Microbotryomycetes; Sporidiobolales; Sporidiobolaceae
Exons: 2
Coding region: 1-486 (161 amino acids)
Source: RefSeq, a predicted model, not a curated record
AUGCCCCCGCCUUCCAAGCCGCAGCCGACCGCGACCGAGUACGCGCUCGACGCGAUCUUCAAGUGGUUCAUCAAGGCCAACGAGGACAACCGCUGGGCGCUCAUCCAAGCCCACGAGCUGUACCGCUGGCGGCGCGAGGUCCAAGAUGCGCUCCUGUCCGUAUGGAGGGACCAGACGACGCUCGCCGGACGGCAAUACUUUGACAAGCAGAUGGCCCGCGCCCGUGCCGAUUUCGUGAAGCGCGGCUUCAACCAGAGGGAGGAGCAGCUCCCGACCGUCGACACGCUGCGCCGCUGGAUGUUCGUCCCGUUCGACCCGGUCGCCGACGCGGCUGCCUCCUCCUCGGCGCACUCUCUCGCCAAGGGCCCGCCCGCCUCGAUCAGCGAGCGCACCGCGCAGCGCUACGGCACGACGAGGAGCCGGUGGGAGGCUGAGGCGCAGGCGCGCUGGGCCGAGGAGCAGAGACGAGCGUCGAGGCGGUCCUAG